Messenger RNA from Funneliformis mosseae, 2907 nucleotides. NCBI's taxonomy places the organism in Eukaryota, Fungi, Glomeromycota, Glomeromycetes, Glomerales, Glomeraceae. The record is from the annotation of a GenBank genome assembly.
AUGAAACGAUUGAAAUCAUUUAUUAUCGCGGGAAUAGUGUGUCUCGUGGCAGUUUUAUUCAUAAUACCAGUAGAAUCUUACACAACAUUUGUACAUGAAGAAUCAAUAUCAUAUCCUUCACCACCUCGAGUAUGGAGUAGUAUAGUGUAUGAAGACGGAACCGCAGUUUUUCGCAUAAUUCGUAGAGAUACCAGCGUCAAACUGCCCGAUAGGACUUGCCUAAUACAAAAAUUAAUGUUGCGUAUCCUUUAUCCUAACGGCACAUUAACCGAAUUGGACAUGGAAUUAAACAUUCCUCCUCUGAAUUAUUGUAUUGUCGCCGCAAAACCAGACAAUUUUGAUCCAAUAAAUAUCAGUGCAUUAAAACCCGGUUAUUUGCUACUACGAUAUUAUAACGCUACCGAUCCGUCAAAACCCGAGACUUGGGAAGAAUGGGGAAUGAUCAUUGAUUGGCAAGGACAAACUUAUGAGCCAAAGUUUUUGGGAUUAUCUUUUAUAGAUGCAAAUACCAGAACUGUGGUUCCAGGUUUAAGCGCUGUCACGGUAAACAUUAACCGAGCAAAAGGAUUUUUACGUUUGGCCGCGUUAAGAGAGACUAAUGAUUGUGAAUGGCAGCAAUAUUCAAUAGGAGAGAAUAAAGAGCUCAUCCAAUUAUCCGGAGGAGUUAUCAAACUUCCAAUUUUCAAAAGUGCGCAAUUUGCGACAAUCGCUACCGUUGAUGAGGGUUACGCUAUCGUAUUUGCCAAUUCAUCCGAUACUGUUAAUAAUGCUGACCCUUUAUUACCUCGAGGUGGACUGUUCGCUCUUUCAUUAGCAUAUGGACAAAAAUCAAUCAAUUCCCCAUCCCUCUUAUAUCAAGUUCCAUUGGCCAACUUAUUAUUUACUGCGCUCAAGUGCGAUAUCGCGUUUGUCGGUGUCGGUCAUGUUUGCACAUUAACCGUACAACAAAAUCUUGGUGACGCAACCAACCCAACCAAGUCUGAUUUAUAUUAUUUAAAAAUUACUUUCCUGUCCUCCGGAUCUGUCACGAGCUUUACAUCAAUAUCUCGUGCAUUACCAACCAAUAUCAAUGUAAAAGUAACGGAGUGGGUAGUAUCUUCUUUACCGUACGGGGGAUAUGUUUUAGUUUCCCACUUAAAAACUCAACCAACUGGUUUGGUAAUGUAUGCUUACGUCUUUGAUGAAGAUGAAACGAAUGGAAUCCCUUGGAAAUUAGAUGAGCCCUCCGUCACUAAUGUCGCGGGAACUUACAAAAUUUUACCUAAUAAUACGUUAUACUUUGCUCAACAAGAAGUAAAGGAUACUUGGUCCUUAAUUUUCACCGACCUUCCAAGAUUCAUUGGGGACAAAGAUCACGGUUAUUCUAACGUACAUAUUGAUACUACGGAACCACCAAUUCAGUCAACGAUAUCAUCAUCUUUAAAACAAAUUUCCAUCACUUAUUACGAUGCUGUGGAUCUUUCGGAUGGUAAAGUUUCAAUUUAUCAAAUAAAUGACGGCGGACAAGAAGUUCUUAAACAAUUUGUCUCUGGAACAAAUCCUAAAUAUUGUCAAAUAAGUGAAGAUGGUCAUGUUGUAACUAUUAACAUUAUAGAAAGCACAUUUAGCCAUGGUGGCAGCACUUUUUAUGUUACCAUGGAUAAUAAUUUUGUAAAGAGUAAUGCAUUUAAAGAACCUCUUAUAGGUUUACGCGAUAAAAUUUGGACAUUUUCAACAGAGCCUAGCGAAGUAAGGUUUGCAGGUUCCACAUCAGGAGUGUUACGUUUAACGGUCGAUGGAACAACUUAUUUCGAUCAACUUAGUGCGGAAGGGCAGGCCCAAUUCUUUAAUAAUCUAGUGAAUGAAAUCUCCACAAUGUUAACAAUACCUCCUUCACGUUUGAAAUCCAGCGGUCGAUUCCAAGCAGAUAUUACCAUUUCACCGGAAAAACAAUAUUUAAUAUCGUUGGACAUUAUUCAAACAAAGGAUAAAAGUGAAAAGAGUGUUGAAUCAAUUAUUAAAGAUUUAGAUACAAUGAUCUUAAAUAAAGAAGUAUCACCAAUUUCAUUGGGCAAAACAACUCGUUAUUUAGAUGCUACUUAUGGGUUACGAACAACGCAAAACCUAUGGAAUAAAUAUAAAACGAAGAUCGUCAUGGUGUUUAUUGCUUUGGGAACUUUAAUUAUGCUUUUCUUGUUGGCACAACGAAGAGAAAAAAAGGGUCAAAAUAUGGCUAUCUUACAACUUGGUCUUAUAAUUUUCGAUUUGCUCAUGGAUAUUCUUUUUGUCAGCAACAACGCUCGAGAUGUUGACUGGCUUUAUAUUCCAAGUGUGAUCUUUUUAACGGUUCCUAUCGGAUUGAACACUGUUUUAGCCUUUUUAAUUAUAACAAAUGAAAAUACAAAUCAAGAGUUCUUUAAAUGGUUUUCUCAACAUGGAAAGGUUGCAUCUAUAUUCACUUUAUUAGCUGGUGCAGAUAUUGAGGCUUUGACAAUUCUUCAGUCAAAUAUGGCUGGAUUCUCAUUUUUUCGAGCUCCAUUCUCUAAUGAAGCAAAAUCAAAAAUAUUCUGGGGUGCUUGUUUAAGCGUUUUCCUUGAAGAUAUUCCUCAAGUAUUCAUUCAGCGAAACACCGUAAAUUACGAUAUUAUUCCACUUCUUACGCUUAUUUCAUCUAGUUUAAAUUUGACAAUAAAUAUCAUUGGAAGAUUGUAUCAAGCAAUUAACCGACUUCGUAAUAAAGAAGAACUUGAAUUGAAAGGGAAAGAUGAAGGUUUUGGUGGACUUGACCCAUUUCCCAAACCCUCUGUAGGUAAAAUCAAUGACGAUGAACAUAAAAUCGACAUAAAAGAUGAUCAAUUAGAUGUUAAAGCAGCAAAAAAUCUUGAGAAAAAGAAUUCAAAAUCUAGUUUUCAAGAAAUGAUAAAUUAA